AUGGGUACGGUAUGCGGAGCUCACACGGAUGUGAGCGCAAAUCUUUUGAGCGUGAAGCCGCAGGAAAGCGAAAUCAAUAAUGAGCGACAACGUUUAACACCAUUGGGAAGGCGGGGGUGGUGCGAGAGAAUUGUGCGCUUGGAUAGCGCUCUGGCGCAAUGGAUGCGCGUAGAGCUCACACUUCAUGCGUGCGAUAUAUGA
This is a messenger RNA of Plasmopara halstedii, 201 nucleotides long. RefSeq lists its product as uncharacterized. The record is from RefSeq and is a predicted model, not a curated record. The transcript has 2 exons. The coding region runs from base 1 to 201 and encodes 66 amino acids. Lineage: Eukaryota; Oomycota; Peronosporomycetes; Peronosporales; Peronosporaceae.